Bufo gargarizans (Asiatic toad) is the source of this 1083-nucleotide messenger RNA. It is a transcript of the gene DPM1, whose product is annotated as dolichyl-phosphate mannosyltransferase subunit 1, catalytic. Gene Ontology annotation, molecular function: dolichyl-phosphate beta-D-mannosyltransferase activity. Lineage: Eukaryota; Metazoa; Chordata; Amphibia; Anura; Bufonidae. The record is from RefSeq and is a predicted model, not a curated record. Gene Ontology annotation, cellular component: endoplasmic reticulum membrane. Gene Ontology annotation, biological process: protein O-linked glycosylation via mannose; GPI anchor biosynthetic process. Bases 181 to 942 code for a protein of 253 amino acids. The transcript is spliced from 9 exons.
UCUCUCUGACCCUGCACCGGGCGCUAAACCCCGCUGGCCACGCCCACCGUGACCUGAAUGCCUCACGAGCCUUUCAUUUCUACUCUGAUUGGCUACUGUAACACCUGGGUGUGCGGGCUGAUUGGUUGCGCGGUUUGCUAGGCAUUCUGGUGCCCUGUCACAUCCUGGGUGCAGGCCGCCAUGUCUGUUGUCAGUCUACGUGAUAGAAUCCGGAAAGAUGAGGGAAGACGGGAUAAGUACUCGGUGCUGCUGCCCACCUAUAACGAGAGGGAGAAUCUGCCGCUGAUCGUGUGGCUGCUGGUGAAAUACUUUGGAGAGAGUGGGUAUAAUUAUGAGAUCAUCAUAAUCGAUGACGGAAGCCCAGAUGGGACAUUGGAAGUGGCAAAGCAACUGAGGAAAAUCUAUGGCUCGGAUAAGAUUCUGCUCAGGCCAAGAGAAAAGAAGCUGGGGUUAGGAACGGCGUACAUUCAUGGCAUGCAGCACGCCUCAGGAAACUUCAUCAUCAUCAUGGAUGCUGACCUCUCACAUCAUCCUAAAUUCAUCCCAGAGUUCAUCAAUAAACAGAAAGAAGGCAACUUUGACAUCGUGUCUGGGACUCGAUACAUUGGAAAUGGAGGAGUUUAUGGCUGGGACUUGAAGAGGAAGCUCAUCAGCCGUGGGGCGAAUUUCCUAACUCAGGUCUUGUUGCGCCCAGGAGCCUCUGAUUUGACUGGAAGUUUUAGGCUUUAUAAGAAAGAAGUUCUGCAGAAGCUGGUGGACCACUGUGUCUCUAAAGGUUACGUAUUCCAGAUGGAGAUGAUCGUUCGAGCUCGGCAGUUUAAGUACACGAUCGGAGAGGUGCCAAUUUCAUUUGUGGAUCGUGUCUAUGGAGAAUCCAAGCUUGGGGGAAAUGAAAUUGUCUCCUUCUUAAAGGGGUUGUUAACGUUAUUUGCCACCACAUGAGUCCAGCCAGAAGAUGUCUUCUACCACCAUCCGCAUCACACAUCUUUCUGCUUUCAUCAUUUUCAUAGAGGAAAAGAGACUAACAGAGGAAUAAAUGUAAUAUUUUGUAUAUAUAUAUAUAUAAAAGGAAACUUGUUUCUA